Molecule: messenger RNA, 2021 nt
Organism: Actinia tenebrosa (Australian red waratah sea anemone)
Lineage: Eukaryota; Metazoa; Cnidaria; Anthozoa; Actiniaria; Actiniidae
Product: putative ammonium transporter 3
Biological process (GO): ammonium transmembrane transport; ammonium homeostasis
Cellular component (GO): plasma membrane
Molecular function (GO): ammonium channel activity
Source: RefSeq, a predicted model, not a curated record
AGACAUGGGUGAAAACGCUACGUUGUCAGCUCCAGCUUCCCAACACAAUCCUUGGGAUGAUGCUAUUUGGAUUCUUACAUGUUCCUUCAUCAUUUUCACCAUGCAGUCGGGUUUUGGAUUGCUGGAGUCAGGAAUGGUUUCUCGUAAACACGAAAUUAAUAUUUUAGUAAAGAACAUUGCGGAUGUGUUAUUUGGUGGUUUAGCCUUUUGGAUGUUUGGUUAUGCCUUUAGCUAUGGAAACGCAAAGGGAUCAAAUCAGUUCAUAGGACUUGGGAAUUUUUUCCUGGACGUUGAUGGCGAAGAUAUGGGAUGGAUUUAUUCCCGAUUUUUCUUUCAAGCAUCAUUUUCAACGACCGCUACAACAAUAGUUUCCGGAGCUAUGGCAGAGCGAGUCAAACUAGAGGCCUACUGCCUUUUUUCUUUCUUAAACACGAUCAUUUUCUGUUUGCCAGCACAUUGGUUGUGGUCGGAGAACGGCUGGCUUUAUAUACUUGGCGCGUUUGAUGAAGCUGGUGCGUGUACGGUUCACUUGGUUGGCGGACUGACCGGACUAGUAGCGACUAUUAUUUUGAAGCCCCGUUCGGGACGAUUUGAAAAUGAAAAUGAUGAUACAGAACAGGUCGAUACCUCUGAAAUGGGAGCCCCAGCUACUUCUCUGCUUGGUCUUUUCAUGUUAUGGUGGGGAUGGCUUGCAUUGAACUGUGGCAGUACCUUUGGAGUCACCGACGGCAAGUGGAAGAUUGCGGCAAGGGCAGCCGUCAUGACGAUCAAUGCUUCGAUAGGUGGCGGAAUAACAGCAAUUAUUCUAAGUUACGUUACCAAAAAUCGUAAAUUCGAUGUGAAGUUCCUUAUCCGUGGUGUUCUUGGUUCUUUAGUUAGUAUAUCAGCGUUUUGUGGCUGGGCUCAACCAUGGGAGACCAUCUUCAUCGGUGCAAUAGGUGCAAUCAUAGCUUGCUAUGGAGUCAGAGUCUUAGACAAGAUGAAGAUCGAUGACCCCAUUGGAAGUAUUUCUAUCCAUAUGUUCCCUGCAAUCUGGGCCAUGAUCGCAACUGGGCUUCUACUAGAGCCCAAUCUUGGUGCAACCAAGCUCAAGGGCGGCGUCUUCAAAACUGGAAAUUUUCUUUUCCUUGGUGUCCAGUUGCUUGCUGUACUCGUGGUGAUGUUGUGGUGUGGUGCUAUGGCACUGGUUAUCUUAUUCCUCAUCAACAAAUCGAUCGGAUUGAGAGUAUCGUACCAGGAAGAGGUACUCGGGGCAGACAUAGUUGAACAUUCAAUCGGUGGUUACUCUAAAGGCAGAAGAGGAGGAGUGUCUCAGGCCAAUCCUCGAGUCGUCAAUAAUGACCAAAAUGUUGAAGCAAACUUCGAGACUAUCAUGAACAAUCUGGAUCAUCUGCGUAAGAUUGCUGAUAUGCAUAUGAAGCACGAGAAUGAAGAAGACGCUAACAGCAUCAGCAGUCAAUCCAGGAAAACUUCGAAAAGUCCAGAUGAAUUUUCUGACGAGGAAUUCGAAGAACCAAUCGUCCCGCCACGUAGAGUUAGGUUCGUUUAUGAAUAAACCUUUUGGCCGAAGAAAAAAUUGAACGCAUUGUAGAGCCCCCUUAAAACUUGCCAGAAAACUCUCAACAUUUGGACUCAGUUUACGGACCACUCCAGGUCAGAUGCGGCAUUGUCUUGUGUUUUGGGUAGCUUUGCACUGAUUGGUCUAAGUAGGUUUUUGGCAGUACAAACGGAGAGAGGCUACCCAACUCCCUAGUUAUGACACCCAAUACUUGUCAGAGUGGCACGAAAUCAUUGGGCUUGCAGAACUGAUGGAAAAAAGCACCCAACUCAUGGGGAGGGUAACAAGUGUGAGCUGCUUGAUGGGAAGGUUAACAAGAACACACAGCCUCAUGAGAAAGCUAAUGAGUGCGAGCUGCCUAAUGGAAAGGUUAUGAAUGCACUGCCUAUAAAUGAAAAAUAAUUAUAAUUUAUAGGGAAGAAACAUUUUAAAAAGAUCUUUGCUUCAUUUCCAAAUGGUAGAA